UCUUGGCAGCGCUAUCGAGCUACCCCUCCUUCUCCCUCUGACGCCUCCCAUCCUGUCAGCUGUUCGUGGGAACAAUAGCAUUCUUUGCCCAGCCAUGUGAGAAGCGUGGCAUUCUGUGAUAAGAGACGACCCAUUCGGCAACUCGGCAGUGGUAAGCCAUGCAUCCUGGCAUCUAGCGACGUCAUAAGGGUCCCGGUCGACUUCUUGCGCCCUCUCACCCCUCACUUUGGCAGCAGCAAAUAGACCGUCCACCCACAACGCACCAUGGCUAAAUCACAGAGAGAAGCCGAGCAAGAGGUUCACUCUUGGGGGUUUCAGGAUGUUUUUACCUGGACCGACGGACCGAAUGCCCACUACUCGCCCCACUCGCACCGAGGACUCACCACACAUCUGAUACUAAGAGGCGAGCUUACCAUCACGUAUCCAAAAGACAAGUCGCCCACAAAAGAGACAUUCGGCCCAGGUGCUCGCCUUGACGUCGAUGCCGGCCGGCAACAUGAGGUCUGGAUUGGAAGUGAAGGCUGCACAUAUGUUAUUGGCGAGUAGUAGCUCGAUAUGAAGCAUACGUUCAUAAUGGAUCCUUAUUAGCGAACACUUGCAAUUGCCCGC
This is a messenger RNA of Aplosporella prunicola CBS 121167, 609 nucleotides long. RefSeq lists its product as uncharacterized. The record is from RefSeq and is a predicted model, not a curated record. Bases 265 to 546 code for a protein of 93 amino acids. NCBI's taxonomy places the organism in Eukaryota, Fungi, Ascomycota, Dothideomycetes, Botryosphaeriales, Aplosporellaceae. The transcript has 2 exons.